AACUGUGUGAAUGCGGUUUUAUCAUGUACUAAAGUAUGUCUCGUUCUUUCUCUCUGGAAGAACAUUCUUCUCUGUUUUCACGUGAAGGUUCGCUCGACCCAAGUUCUACAGGUCCAUUAACAAGUGAGCUUCAUUUUUUAUCACACGAAGAACCACGGUCUGAAGGUUAUGACGAGUACUUUGAUCCACCGUUGGAAAGUAAAUAUGAAUGUCCCAUUUGUCUUUUGGGACUGCGUGAACCCGUGCAAACGAGUUGCGGCCACAGAUUCUGUAGAGGCUGCAUUGUACGUUCUAUAAGGGAUGCUGGUCCUAAGUGCCCAGUAGAUAAUGAGCGUUUAAGUGAAUCACAGCUCUAUCCAGACAAUUUUGCAAAACGCGAAAUGUUGUCUCACGAAGUUUUUUGUCACAUGAAGAAACAGCGUGGCUGCCCAUGGAAGGGACCCCUUGGCAAGUUAGAGGAUCACUUGAAUGAGUGUCCAUUUGUUGAUGAAGAUUGCCCCAAUAAGUGUGGAGAGCAACUACAGAGGAAAGAUCUUCAACGACAUAUGGAAAAGGAUUGCCCUCUCAGGAGAGUUCCUUGUAAAUAUUGCAAGGAACUUGAGCUUUGGAAUGCACUGGAGAAUCACUAUCAAGACUGUCCCAAAUACCCACAGCAAUGUGACAAGUGUGGAAAAGAGAACAUACCAAGAGAUAAGCUGAAGGAGCAUUUGGAGAAAGAAUGCCCAGUGGUGGAAAUCAAAUGUCCAUUUGUCAUAGUGGGAUGUAGAUUUGAGGGAUUGCGAUCGGACGUCAACAAACAUGUUCAGGAGAAAAUGGCCAGCCAUGUCAUGGACAUGGCAAAGAAACUUGGUAACAUGUUACCUGAGUCAGGAGAUGAAGAGGCUCCAAGGCACAGAGGUGCUCCAGUAAGACGUGUAAGGGGUGGAAUAGAAUCUUCUCCUCAAGAGCAAGCCAGCCAGGAAGGAUUUUUCAAUGAGUUGUCAACCAGGACCCAGCAUCAGCGAAAUGAAAUAGAUGAGCUGAGACGUAUUAUCACUGUUCUUAGUAAUACAGUAAAUCAUCUGGAGCGUCAGGUAGAGGAAGCACGUAUCAGGCAAGAGAGACCAGUACAAGAACUCACCCUUCGGUUUAACCGCUAUGAAACCAGACUGUUGGAGUACGAGGGACGUGUCUGCAACGGAUCAUACAUAUGGAGGAUAGAAAAUUAUCGACAGUGCCGCCAAGAUGCUAUCAAUGGAGUCAUGACAGCAAUACAUAGCCCUGCCUUCUACACCAACCUGUAUGGGUACAAGCUCUGUAUGCGGAUCAAUCUGAAUGGCGUGGACAGCGGAGUGGGUAAACACGUUGCACUCUUUGUUCAUAUGAUGCAGGGUGAUUACGAUACCAUCUUGGAAUGGCCCUUCACUGGAAGGAUUGCUCUGUCCAUCAUGGAUCAGUCUGAUGGUGCUGAGUACCGCCAACACAUCAGUGAAACCCUUGUAGCUAAACCCAACCUCUUGGCAUUUCAAAGGCCAACAGAAGUUCGAGAUCCAGAUCGAUGGAGUUAA
Molecule: messenger RNA, 1547 nt
Organism: Orbicella faveolata
Lineage: Eukaryota; Metazoa; Cnidaria; Anthozoa; Scleractinia; Merulinidae
Product: TNF receptor-associated factor 6-like
Biological process (GO): regulation of canonical NF-kappaB signal transduction; lipopolysaccharide-mediated signaling pathway; protein ubiquitination
Cellular component (GO): plasma membrane signaling receptor complex
Molecular function (GO): ubiquitin protein ligase activity; zinc ion binding; tumor necrosis factor receptor binding
Source: RefSeq, a predicted model, not a curated record